Molecule: messenger RNA, 1883 nt
Organism: Grus americana (Whooping crane)
Lineage: Eukaryota; Metazoa; Chordata; Aves; Gruiformes; Gruidae
Gene: MIIP
Product: migration and invasion inhibitory protein
Exons: 8
Coding region: 29-1348 (439 amino acids)
Biological process (GO): negative regulation of cell migration; negative regulation of G2/M transition of mitotic cell cycle
Source: RefSeq, a predicted model, not a curated record
CCGUCUGCCGCCGGGCGGCGCCUCGGGCAUGCCGGGAGGCGCGGGGCGGGCCCACCCGCGGCGGGCGGCUGCUUGGCUGCAGGAACGACCGGGCCGGGGCCGCCCUGGGGAAUCCCGGCAGCGGCUGGAGCGAGGGCGGGGAUCCCCCGGCCGCGGGAUCGCCUGGCGACGCGGCGGGGUGCUGCGCAGGAUGGAAUUAGACCACCUGAAGAGAUUGCGUCAGGCCAACCAGGACCUUCUACAAAGGCUCAGAAUGAAGCAGGAAGAGAUCAGAAAAAGACUUCCCAGCAAACCACUCCUUCCAGCAUCUCUUCAAAAUAGAACAGCUACUGAAAGAUCUGUCCCCUUGCCCGAGAGAGGGAAGGAAAAUGAGGUCAAUGCUGCGAAGUCUACAGCUGACCCUGCAAUGUUGGUGUCCGUGGAACCCAGAGCUUACGCAGCCAGAGCAGCCCUCUGUUCAUCUCUUAAACAGAGCAGCAAUGACAGAGGGAUACAGCAACAACAAGAAAAGAUGCAGGAAGCUGUAGGUUUGGAUUCCAGCUUUCCUGGGAAAGAGAAGGAUGUUAUGCCAGUGUGUGAAAUCAUUAUGUGUGGCAGAGAAACCUCUGGAGUGGAUAGGGAUGGCCAUGCUCGAGGAAGUCCAGAGAAAGAAUCCUUCCUUCUGGGACAUGGAGAGAACAGAAAACCAUCCGCUCUGCUAUGUGAUUUCCAUGAGAAAAAACAGCUUAAGGGUCAUCUGGACCCAUCACGGAGCAAAAUACAAAGUGAAGAGACCAGCAAGCAGCACGUGAUCAUUAGAGAGCCCAUAAUCCGUAAAUCAAUCUUGUUGACAUCGCAGUCCAAAGAGUUGAAGGAAGCUGGUCAUGUGACUUUUCAGUCUGACCCUGAAGAAUAUACCAUGCCUGUGAGCAGCUGGUCCAUGCGCCCUUUCCUGGGCUAUGACUGGAUUGCAGGGCUCCUAGAUACAAACUCUUCAAUAGCAGAAAAAUCUGAUCAAUACUUUGCUGAGCUGCACGAGUUCCGGCAGGCCAACAAAGAAGCAUGUGUUCAUGAGCAGCACAGGGAGCCCAAGGCUCUGGAUUACAUACUUCCUGAAGAAGAACCAGGUGUUUACUGUUACCGAUUAAACCAGCGCCUCUUCGCUGUCCCUGUGGAUUCAGAAUCUGCCUGCCCUGUGUGUAAGAUCCCACGUUCUCACCAGCCCCCAGAGAUCCUGGAAGAGCCAGCCUAUGUCAGCAUUGCCUGGCUGGCUGGGAAAAUCUCAUCCCUUCCAGCGACCCCACACUCAGCAGUUUGGAUCUGCAAGCUUCACUGGAAGAGAAGCCUUUUCACCAUCCUCGCCUGGUAAGAAUAGCCUAUUAAGAGGCCCUGGAAUUGCACAGAUGGGAAUUGCAAUCUCUCUAAAGGAUAUGAUAAUCAUCGAUGGCUGAGGAACCAAAAAUGCCUGGAAGAUUAUCUGCUUAUCUCCACAAGUAAAUAUUUUCCUUCCGCUGCUGUGUAAACUAGCGUGCACAGACACAAAACAGCAAAUGGAGCUGGGUAACAGGCAGAAGCCUGCUCAGCUCACCAACCUUCAUCGACAUGGGAGAAGUCACUCUGGCUUCCUUUGAUUAAUUGCCUCUUCAUUUGGAUUCCAGAACUCAGUGUCCAGAGUGUCAGGAGGAACCAGAACUGACCAGCUUCUGAACCUGACCCACUUGACACACUUCAGAUUUAGCAGUGCUUCUCAGCAGAGGGAGCAAAACAAACCUGGACACUACAGAGCAGCUCCAAGUUUAAACCCGACUGCCUCAAUUCUGUGAACCACUGAUUUGAUUGCCCUGGGGAAGGGAUGGGCACUGGGUGUGGAAACAACUCUGAAUAAAAAUAAAUCUUUGAACAGA